CCCCUGCGGCGGGUGGUUGUUGUUCCGCUGCUCCGACGGGCGGGCAGUGCCUCGUCCACCGCUGCCGCGCCAGCCCCGUGUUUGCUGUGAGUCUGUGUUAUCGGUUGGGUAUCCGCCCUUGCGCUAGGGGGUGACCUCAGCACGUAUGUCGAGUAUCGGUCGUCUGGGGGUUAUGUAACGCGGCGCGGUACGUGGGAAUUGGUCAGCCAGAGCUGUCGGUGACCUGUGCCGUAGUUUGGGGCCCGGGUGUAGUCAGCUGGUCAGGAAGCAGUGGUGUGUGUUUGCGCAAGCAGCUACAAAUGGUGCUGACUCCUGCGGCGAUGCGUCGGGCUGUCUGGAUGGUCGCCGCCGCGGCCGGGGUGGUGGCCGGCGCGGCGGCCGCGCCCCAGCUGGCCCCGGGCCGGCCCGUGCUUGGUCUGCUGCCUGCGGGCACCGUGCUCCUGCCCGGACUGAGACUGGCGCACACCUCACCCGUACCCAGUGUGGCGGCCGGCCCCGCGCCGGUGACCCCAGAGCCCACGGAGCGGGUGCUGUGGAACUUCACCGUCCCGGGCGCCACGGUGGACGGCUGGACCGAGUCGUCGGACGGUACCGCUCGUCAGGCCGGCAUGUCGACCGGAGCGCUCAAACUGCAGAAGACGGCCCGGUUCCAGCGGGCGGUGAUGUUCUCACUGCUGAACCCGCAGCCGAACGGCGCCGGAUUUGUUGGCUUCGUCACCACCGGCAACUGGGACCUCUCGCAGUUCUCCGCCAUCCGACUGAGGGCGCGCGCUCAGGGCGAGAACUUCCACUACAAGGUCUACCUCAAACAUCACGGAGAGGGCGCCUCCGUCGGCGGCUCCUACGAGUCCUACUUUGAGAUGCCGCCGGGUCAGCUGACCACGGUCACCAUCCCGCUCGACUCGUUCGCCUUCUACUACCGGGGCCAGCUGGAGCCGGACGCGCCGCCGCUCGACACGACAGACAUCACCUCGUUCGGGCUGCAGAUCUACGGCGGUGUCUACUCCGAGUUCAAACAGAGCGGAGUCUCCUCGCUGGAGAUCGACUGGAUUACGGCUGCGUAGGGCGCGGGGCAGGAGCGGUCGGAGGUGACCCGGGCUGAGACGUGGUCAGGGCAAGUGGGGACACCUUAGACGGACGGUGUAAUGAUCAGAAAGUGGUCACGACCAUUUAUGAAGUGGUCACGGUCAUUUAUGAACUUUGCUUUAUUUGUGGUGGUGGAAAUGGCCUCGGCGUGUCUGAGGCAGGACGCUUGAAUCGUUGUGGGAAGGGUUGAAAUCAGGCUAGCAUUGGCCAGUACGUGUUUUAUUUUUUAUCUCUGAACAACAUACCACCAUAGCUUUCUUCAUUCAUGAUGUUCUUUUUUUAUAGUGAACAAUGUUGGCGUGAAACGAAAUAAAUCGAAGACGAAAUAUAGUA
Amphibalanus amphitrite is the source of this 1419-nucleotide messenger RNA. RefSeq lists its product as uncharacterized. The transcript is spliced from 5 exons. Lineage: Eukaryota; Metazoa; Arthropoda; Thecostraca; Balanomorpha; Balanidae. The coding region runs from base 300 to 1064 and encodes 254 amino acids. The record is from RefSeq and is a predicted model, not a curated record. Gene Ontology annotation, biological process: NADH dehydrogenase complex assembly.